CAAAAAACAAAAAAGAAGAGUAAUGCUGCGUCAUCUCACACGCACACACUUUAACCUCUUUCUCGUCGUCGCGCCUUCAAAAACCCAACCGCUCACUGCUACUCAAUACUCACACUCACCUUAUCCAGUAUCCACUGACAAAAUAAAUAAACGCUUCCAAAUGAAUCCUACAGGUACCAUCGUCUUCACCACCGUCGGCCGCCCAAACUAUGGCUUCGAUGUAUUCUUUGUCAGACUUCCCUCCAAUCUGAAAGAUUUCAAAUUCUCCAACUCCGAUGAAAAUCGCCUCACCGAUGGUGUAUCCAUCAACUUCAACGCCCAAUUCAUCAACGAACACAACCAAUCCAUCGUCUAUGUCUCUGAACGAACUGGUUGCUCUAGAAUUUACCUAUCCAAAUCUGGGGUUUCAGAAACGGAGCGGCUUCCAUUUGUACCGGAGAGUCUUUUCCAUGACCGUCCGAUCAUCAAGAAUAACCGCCUCUACUUCGUGUCAGCUCAUGAAAGGCCUGAUCAACCUUUCAGAAGUUGGUGCGCUCUUUACGCCACCGAUCUUAAUGAUCAAAAGAGGAAUAUUACUCGCUUGACUCCUCCUGGAGUAAUUGACUACAGUCCCGCUAUUUCUCACUCUGGGAAAUAUAUCGCUAUUGCAUCUUAUGGGUCUCGUCCUUGGGGCGGCGAGUUUCACGAGCUUUCUACUGAUAUAGUUGUUUUAAAAGGAUCCGACCCGGAUAAACGAGUAGUUGUUUGUGAAAGAGGUGGAUGGCCCACCUGGUCAGGUGACUCGACUAUUUACUUCCAUUGCCAAGCUGAUGAUGGCUGGUGGAGCAUUUACCAGGUAAAUUUCCCUGAAGAUCUUCAGUUCUCUGGGUUUCCAAUCGCUCCUCUUAGAGUUACUCCGACAGGAGUUCACUGUUUCACUCCUGCGGCUAUGCACGACGGUAAAAGAAUCGCUGUUGCUACUCGGAGGCGCAACAAGAAUUAUAGGCAUAUCGAGAUAUUUGAUCUCUCAUCAAGGGCCUUUUAUCCGGUGACUGAGACGCUGAAUCCGAGUUUCCAUCACUAUAACCCGUUUGUUUCUCCUGAUUCAAUGUUUGUCGGGUAUCAUCGAUUUAGAGGCGACUCAACCCCCGGCGAGUCGACGAUUCCUAACCUCGAACCGGUGGUGUCUCCAAUAAAGGAAAUACAGAUGCUCAGACUCAACGGAUCAUUUCCCUCGUUUUCUCCAGCCGGUGAUCUCAUAGCCUGCAAUCCUCAGUUUAUAGUGGAUGGGGGCUUGAAUAUCGUUAAAUCGGACGGUUCAAAGCGAUGGACCUUAAUCAAGGAUCGUACAGCCUUCUACAACUCAUGGAGUCCCACUGAGAAACACGUCAUCUUCACAUCUCUGGGCCCAAUCUUUGAAUCGGCAAAAACAACGGUGCAGAUUGCACGAGUCAUGUUUGACCCUUCGCAUCUCAAUGGUGAUCGUGAAGAGAUUCCAUCCGAGGUAAAGAUUCUCACGAGAGAAGACACAGGCAAUAACGCCUUCCCAUCGUGCUCCCCAGAUGGCAAAUCCAUUGUGUUCCGGUCCGGCCGAUCUGGCCAUAAGAACCUUUACAUAAUUGACACCGUUUACGGAGAGUUCAAUGGCACUGUACGUCAAUUAACGAAUGGAGCUUGGAUCGAUACUAUGCCAAGCUGGUCACCCAAGGGAGAUCUGAUAGCAUUUUCAUCAAAUAGACAUAAUCCAGACAAUCCUGCUGUAUUUAGUAUCUACGUCAUAAAACCGGACGGUUCUGAUUUGAGGAGAAUACACGUGGCAGGAGCAGAGGGCUCGAGUGAGGUAGUUAGGGAGAGAAUAAACCACGUGUGUUUUAGCAAAGAUGGAGAAUGGCUCUUAUUUGCGUCUAACUUGGAUAGCGUGACGGCUGAGCCAGUGUCGUGGGCCAAUCAAUUUCAGCCGUAUGGAGAUUUGCAUGUGGUAAGGUUAGAUGGGAGUGGGUUGAGGAGACUGACAUGCAAUGGGUAUGAAAAUGGCACGCCAGCGUGGUUCUCCGGUAACGAGUUGGACUUGGACCGUUUGUCUUUGGAUAAACAGGUCGGAGAUAAGCUCACUGGCCAGUUCGAUGAACCUCUGUGGAUAUCCUGCGAUCUCUAAUAAUCUCAAUCGAUGAGGCUCUCUUAUUGUUAUUUCUUUCAAGUGGGUGUGGCUCCUUGGAAAAUAAAAAGGCGUGGCAAAAUUUCAUUUUGAAUAAAAUCUUUCGUAGGUGUGUCGUUUUCAACCGUUCCGUCGUUUAACUGUGGUGUAAUUCUUGUCCACUCGAAAAGUUUAAUUUUAUACUACUUGCUUUUGACCUUUGAAAAAUUUUUCAGGUAAAUAAAUUAUUAAAUUCAACUGCUUGGGAGGUUUAGUUGGUCUUCCUCUUCUAGAAGAUACAUAGAGUGAGAGGUCUCGAAUUUGAGUCUUUUUCACUGUAAAAGUUAUUAUUAAUAUGGUGAAUGUUAUUCGAAGGGGAAUACUGUCCUCUGUUGUGUAGUCCACAAUAUUACUCUGGUCUAUUGGAUCUCCUAUGUAUAAAAAAAUUCAAUCGCUUGGAGAACAAGUCUGCAGAGUCGUAAAUUCUAAAUAUCGUUGUUUUUUAUGCAAUAAAAUAAUGUUACUUUUCAA
Molecule: messenger RNA, 2644 nt
Organism: Jatropha curcas
Lineage: Eukaryota; Viridiplantae; Streptophyta; Magnoliopsida; Malpighiales; Euphorbiaceae
Product: tolB protein-like protein
Biological process (GO): proteolysis
Source: RefSeq, a predicted model, not a curated record